Annulohypoxylon truncatum is the source of this 2029-nucleotide messenger RNA. Its product is annotated as WD repeat-containing protein NCU09302/NCU11420. The record is from RefSeq and is a predicted model, not a curated record. Gene Ontology annotation, biological process: regulation of DNA damage checkpoint. Gene Ontology annotation, cellular component: nucleus. The transcript is spliced from 3 exons. NCBI's taxonomy places the organism in Eukaryota, Fungi, Ascomycota, Sordariomycetes, Xylariales, Hypoxylaceae. The coding region runs from base 302 to 1834 and encodes 510 amino acids. Gene Ontology annotation, molecular function: protein binding; DNA binding.
AUUCCGUUGCCGUUACGAUUCAUACCUAACGUGACAGUAGUGCAACCUCAACCUUCGGAUAUUACAUUCAAAUACCCAAAAUAAGCGAUUGUUACUGGUUGAAAUAUACCUUACAAGCCUUCUUAAGUCCCCAGUUUUGCCACCAGCUGAAGGAAGAACAUAGGGCUUCACAUCACAUUAACCCUCUUUCACGCUCCCUUCCUAGCAUUGAUCUCUGCAAUUCCGGCCAGCAAUAUUAAGCGCCGGCCACUGGCCCUUAUCAGUCUCAGCCUCUAGGAUCAUCAGGCCUAAAGAAUCCAAGAUGGCUCCGGAAUUAAGCACGUUCGAGGCGCGGAGGAGAGCAAAUGUCGUGAACAAUGCCAAGCUAUUGAAGGACUCGGCCGAGGUCGCGGCCAAAAUGCGCAAGGCCGCAGCUCCACCCCCGAGAGCGGCCGCCCCCAAGAAGAGGAAAGCUGCCGAACCGGCCCCGCGCACGCGAGUGAUGCCCACUCGUCAAAGCGCGAGGCUCGCCGGGGCCGGUUCCGACACCAAUGGAACAGGUCUCAAGCUCGAGGACAUCCCCGCCGAGCUGAAGCCGCCCGAACCGAAGCGCAUUCGCACAAGCGGCGACUUGCAGCUCUCGAACCUUCAAGUCGAAGGGCAGAGAUGGUCGAGCACAGGGGCGCUAACUUCCUUCGUCCAGGGUGCGCGGCCCGGAGUUCGGACCUUCACCGAGGAGGAUAUCAAGGAUACUUCGGAUAGCAAGUUAAAGGACCUGAGAAAGGGGAUGAGUGACCUCAAGCUGUAUGAAGGCUGGGUACCGAAUGAUAUCAAGAUUACCCCUGAACGUGUCUAUGCUCUCACCUUUCAUCCCAUACAGGAUAAGCCGGUCAUCCUAGCGGGUGACAAGAAAGGUACCUUGGGGUUCUUCGACGCGUCACAAGAGACACCUCCGCAACCAGAUGAAGACGACGAGGAUGUGGACAUUCCCCUUCCCCAAGUCGGCGCGUUCGAAGUGCACAGUAGAACCAUCUCUUCCAUAAAAGUGCCCAUGUUCGACCCGAACUCGGUGCUUACCAGCUCCUACGACUCGUCAAUACGCUGCCUAGAUCUGCAGUCCCAAGUCAGCCGCCAACUAUGGGAGCCCGAGGACGACAGCGUAGACGUAGGCAUUUCGUGCAUCGACGUAUCGCCCGAAACCAAGGACGUAAUCGUCUUCUCGACACUAGACGGAAACCUAGGGAGGCUGGACAGGCGCUCGAAGGAGAAAGCCGACAUGUGGAGCUUAUCCGACAACAAGAUCGGCGGCUUCUCCCUACACCCGCUGCUGCCCCACCUCGUGGCCACGGCGUCGCUCGACCGGACGCUCAAGAUAUGGGACCUGCGCAUGAUAAAAGGGAAAGGGGAGCUCCGCCACCCGUCGCUGCUCGGCGAGCACCAGUCGCGCCUGUCGGUCUCGCACGCGUCGUGGAGCCGCGGCGGGCACCUGGCGACGUCGUCGUACGACGACACGGUAAAAGUAUACGACAUGUCGGGCGCGGCGAAGUGGAAGCCCGGCCAGGACCUGUCGGACGAGCAGAUGCGGCCGGCGCACUCGAUCCCGCACAACAACCAGACGGGCCGCUGGGUGACGAUCCUCAAGCCGCAGUGGCAGGCCCGCCCGGCCGACGGCGUGGAGAAGUUCGCCAUCGCGAACAUGAACCGGUUCGUCGACAUCUACGACGGCGGCGCCAAGCAGCUGGCGCAGCUGGACGGCGAGGGCAUCACUGCCGUGCCUGCCGUUGCCGAGUUCCAUCCUACGUUGAAUUGGCUGGCUGGCGGAACUGGCAGUGGAAAAUUGUGUCUUUGGAUGUAAGAGUAGGUAAGAAGGAAGCCAAUGCAUUCAUAGGACUGCGGGUUAUAAAAGGUAGCUAAGUGUAGCACUUGUAUAUAUAUUUGGGGUUCACGACUGGAGUCUCGGCGUUGAGGUGACUAAGGCAAAAGGUUAAGGGAUGGCUAUCUAGUCUAAUACUAUGUUUUAACAAUAAAUAAUGAGCCUCGUUUUGUCGGU